UUAUGUUGGCUACAUAGGCUACAGUAGGCUCCGGGGCCGACAUGUGGCCGGGAUACUUUCUGAUCCGUGCCGAAUUUACAGUUACGUGCACCCGGAUAAAUCUAGUUUCCAUUUUCGCAGAAGAGAUGACUAUGUCUCUUGAAAUCAACUGAAAAAUCAGAUUAAAAACAACUAGCUAGCUUGAGAGCUAGCAAAUCCGUUCAACGCAUCCCACUUGAUAUCAAAAGGAGGGCUCAUAUCCAAGAUGACUGGUGGUGGGCAGAGUCCAGAGGAUUCGGUAGAUCCAGACCCAGAGCACAACCAGCGUUGCCCCAUCUGUUUGCAUACUCUUGGGCAAUCAGAUCUAGGUGUCCCUGAAGGCUGCAGCCAUGUAUUCUGCCUUAGCUGUAUUAUGCGCUGGGCUGAGGUGGUGUGCUCUUGUCCUGUUGACAGAAGAACCUUCAGUGCCAUCUAUAAAUGGGAUUCCCAACAAGGUUACAUUAAGAUUUCUGUGGUGUCAACAGGCCUGACGAAUAUCAAUGCUGACAUGAGUAAAGUCAUAAAAUGGGAAGAGAAAGAGAAGAAAGGGAGAAUUGACAACGCCAAAGCUAAAUGCCUCAUCAGAAAGGGUGACUCUGACAGGACUACUGCUGUGAGGAAGAAAAAGGCCAGACAAGGAUUCUGCUGCCCACGGACAAUUCCCACACAUCCCUCUUCCCCUUCACCCUCCCAGACAGGAGUCCCACUUGUUGCACUAACCCCCUUAAUUGCUGGACCUUUCAUGUUGUCUGAAGAGGAACCUAUUGAUGAGGUUCCAGAACUGUCUCGGAUGGAAAUUCUAGACUCUCCAUGGUUGUCUACCUCUGCGCCUGUAGCCUCCAAAGGUCUUUUGCGGCAUUCUCCCCAUCCCCAUAUGUGGAGUGGCAAGUUGUUUUCUGAGCGGUCUGUCUCGCUUGUGUCUACCUCUCACGUACCGCUGGCUUCAGGGCAGUUGGUCUUUCAGGGAAGAGUUUGUGCAGUCACCUGUGCGAAAGGAGAGGAUAGGAAAGGCAACAGAACAGCUGGUCCCAAAGGCUCUGGUAAGCAGCAAACCAGGAGAUCAUCUCGUCACAACAAAGUUGAGGAAUCUGCAGCCUCCCAACCCUCACAGUCUGAUUCUGAGCCUUCCUCCUCUGAUGAUGGGUCGGGAAAAACGGGCAAAGUCUCACAGUUGAGUGAGGUGACUCCUACGACAAGCAAGUCGAAAAAGGCACCUAAGCAAAAGCCUCGAUCAAAGCGGAAAGGAGGAGGGGGAAGAGGAAGGGGAAGGGGCCGUCGGCAAGCACCAAGUAACCCAGUAGAGAGUGAAGAGGAAGAAGAGGAGGAGGAAGAGCAGCAGAAGAAAGAGGAAGAUCAAGAAGCAGCUCCUUCAGAAGAGGAAGCGCCUGAAUCUGAGAAAAGGCCAGAUGCAAGCCCCAGUCCAACUCAUGAUUCUAAUGACCAAGUGGUGUCCGAUCAUGAUUCUGAGAUUGAAGAGAAGGAUGUCGAUCAUCCUUCAAGUCCUCAAGAAGGUUCUGUUGAAUCGCCAGACACCAAGGGAAAUCAAGAGAUUGAAAUGGAGUCAGUGAAUGGUGCAGAGUCUCAGGAUGGUCUUAGGGACCAUUCUGAGCCUGCAUCUCCACUUGUAGGGAACCAGAGCCCGGGCAUAACCAGCCACAGCCCUGAAAUGUCGGAGGAAGAAUUAACUUCACGUGAGGAAACUGAAGAACCAGAAAGCUUAGUUUUACCCGGUUCUGUUGAGGAUGUGGCAGAAGCAGUGGAGAUGGCAGAGUCCCAGACGACAGAGGAACCACAAGACAUAGAUAUACCUGACGAACAGCCAAUUACUGAUGACGCAGACGAGGUUACAUCAGAAACGGACCUCCCUGAGGAGAAACCCAAAACCAGUUCUGGCAGUGACGAAGAACCUGAACAGAAUCUGUGUCCCUCAGAUACAGAAGUGGAAAAAGACCCAGAACUGUCAAAUACAGAGGCCUCAGAGCAAGACUUCCAUCAGGACAACACUGAUGCUGUCCCUAUGGACUGUGACUCGUCACGCUCAGAUUUUGGUGACCCCGUUUCUAAUACACCGAAAGAAGAUGAUGACAUUGAGAGUGUUGACACAGUGACCCCAUCUCUUUCUGUCAGCCAUACCUCAGCAAAGGAAGAGAGUACAGAGGCAAGCCAAGAUCAGAAAUUGGAAACCACAGAAGAACAAAAGGGCCCAGAUAAGGGGGGACAGGACAACCGUCAACGCAGAUCACGAUUUCAUUCACCUACUACAACCUGGUCACCCAAAAGAGAAUCCAGGCGGGAAUCAUCACGGAGAUCACGUUCAAGGGAGCGCCACCGUGGUGCUAGCUCCCCAUCAAGGAAUCGUAGCCGAGAACGAGAUGGUGAUCGAGGCAGUUCAAGGCGGCAUCGCAGCAGGGACCGGAGCCGCGACCAUAGCCGAGACCGGAGUAAGGACCACAGCCAAGAACGGAGCAGGGACAGAAGCAGGGAUCGGAGUCGUGAUCGAGGGAGAAAGAGGCGCAGCAGAAGUCGUUCGAAAAGCCGAUCAAGGUCCAGGUCCAGAACUAGACGUGGUCGUAGGAGUUCUCCUGAACGUUCUGAUCAUGGGGGACAGUCCCCAAAGAAAAAGGAUUCAAGGGACAGUUGGAGAGGUGGCAGAGAUUACCGUGGAAACAACUGGAGGGGUGGAGCAGAAAGGCAGGGCCAUUUACCCAGUAGGGAUACAAAUACCUCGGACAAUGGCAAUUUUCCAGAGCGGUCACCAGACAGGGGUCGAUCGGAAAACCCAGACUGGGUAAAGGAGAGGAUUAGGCCAGAGCCUGAGCCUAGAGAUCGAGAACCUCGGUGGGAAGAUCAAGGAGGAGAUUCAGCCUCAGACAACUGGACCCAGGCGGUCGGGGGUCAGAGUGGCUGGAGUUCAGAGCGAAGUGGAGGUGGUCUGGGUCGUGGAAACUUCUGGUCUUCCAGCCAGCAAGGUGAAGCAGCAGAUAACCGACGACCGCCCCGGAGUUUUCCUGGACCGGCAAACAACUCAGGGAACGAUGCGUACAGCCGCUUCAAUGAAAACCGAUUUGGUGGAAGGAGGAAGAUGGAACCAGACUCUGGUGAUAAUCAGUUGGACCGCUCGGGUUGGUCGUCCGCUUCCAACUGGGCGGUGCGAAGGACACUUCCAGCUGAUGUGCAGAACUACUACUCAAGAAAGGAGCGUGGGCCAGGCACUGGAAGUGUAUGGAACAAACCAGAAGAGGAGCAACCAGCAGCAGAUCCCGCCAAAAGUGAGCCAGCCCCCCCCCCCCCCCCUGAGGCUCCGCCUGCCCCUGUGAACGUGAUGGCUCCCCAGCUCAAUGUCCUUGGUUAUCCACGGUACCCAAUUGCUCAAAUGCCCCCUCGUGGCCCGCCAGUCAGCCUCCAGCCUCCCCCCUUUGGGAUGCCUGCCCAUGUUCCUGUACACAUGCACCCUGCUGCACCUCUCCUCCAGGUGCCUGCAGUGGCUGCCCAGGGUCUGCCCCCGCCUCCACCACCACCACCUCCCAUCCAACAGGCUAGUCUAACAGCUAUGCAGGACAAGCUGCAAUCACAGGCGAUGAGUGUCAUCCCAGGUCUUGGUAAGGCCCCCUUCCCACUCAAUCCCAUCAAAGCAGCGGGGAUCCUGGGCCAGGUACCUCCCCAGGCCAUGCCCAGUCUGGCCCAGCCCUCCUCCACCACCCAAUCGUCCACACACAGCAAGACCCAUGCUGACAGCUCCAAAAAGGAGAAGAAGAUCCAGAUUCAGGAAAGAGCCAUUACUGAAGUUAAGACAGCUAUCAAGCCAUACUACCAAAAGAAGGAUAUCACCAAGGAUGAGUAUAAAGAGAUUGUGCGCAAAGCUGUUGAAAAGAUCUGCCAUAGCAAGAGCGGAGAGGUGAAUGCUGAUAAAGUGGCCAAUCUUGUGAAGGCCUACGUGGACAAAUACAAGCACAGCCGCCGGGGCAAAGCAGACUAGUGUUGAGAGGGGAUUCCAUUGCCCCUCGGCGCAAGUGCAAUUUCUUUUCCCAGCAAGGCCUCCCCACAUGAGCCCAGUCAACUGGAUUUCCUGUUUUCGUAUCUCUGAACGAAUCAAGAUUUUUUUCUAUAGAUUGAAUAUUUUUGUUUAAAGUGGAUUUGAUAUAGCGCCGAAGCCCUUUAUUUGAAUAAGAUGCAAAGGGUGUGUACUACUGUAAAUCCAUCAAGACUCCUUUGCAGUGGGGCGGGAGGGGC
Molecule: messenger RNA, 4248 nt
Organism: Alosa alosa (allis shad)
Lineage: Eukaryota; Metazoa; Chordata; Actinopteri; Clupeiformes; Clupeidae
Gene: scaf11
Product: SR-related CTD-associated factor 11
Exons: 15
Coding region: 245-3994 (1249 amino acids)
Biological process (GO): spliceosomal complex assembly
Molecular function (GO): RNA binding
Source: RefSeq, a predicted model, not a curated record